UAAGAAGUAUAUUAAAUAUAAAUAUAUUAAGUAUAUUUGGUUUUCAAAUGUUGUGAAAACAAACAGGUGACCUAAAAAAGAGGGGUGGAAACCACCUCUCUUCUCAUACCUCAGAUCUGCAGCUCAGUCCUCUGAUGUGGAUCAUUUUCAUCCAGAGAGCUUAAAAAAUAAAGAAAUUCCUUUGUAUUUUCCCCCUAAUGGUGCUUAGUUUCAUAAAGUGUUUACAUAAAAGAGGAAAUAACAAAACACCAACUUGACGCGUGUUUAUUUUACGCACAAACCACCUGAUGGUUUGCCAAAUGACCUUGGAAGGCGCGCAACAAAAAAGAAGAAAUCUGCCUUUUUGUAAGAUUGAACUUGAAAUAUGAAGUGGAUCUUGUGAUCCUGCGAUGGAUGAUCUGUGCGCGCCCACAGUGCGCCUUCACGCGGCGGGAGAGGAGUCCAGCGACUAUAAAAACGGCUACAAUCCGCGCGAGCGCUCAGASUCUCAGGAUGAGGCGCGAGACGCAUCAUGUCAGAAGGCGCCAAAAGUAGGCUGGCUCACUCAAACCGGCUGCUUUCUUUAAAACCCCAACAGCUUUCUGUCUGGAAAAAAACGAAGACCAUGUGAGAAAGGCGCGCUGUGGAUUUGGAGCUUUCCAGACGCAGGAGGAUGAGGAGGAUGGAGAUUUUUUCCCUCCACAUCUGUGCGCUCUCAGCCUGGAAGGUAGCCUAGAAAACACCUGGGAACUUCUUUUUCCCCCCUCUCUUCUUUUUUCCCCCCUUCUGAUCAGUCAUGCAGAGCAACAACAGCUUCUCCGGACUUCCAACCGGGUUAAGCGCGUGCGGAGGAGAGGAGGAGGAGAUCUCCGAGCUGGUCAGCCCAACAGGAGCAGGCUCCAACCUGCCAGCGUUUAACCUUUCCCUCAACUGCUGGCUUCACAUCCUCUCCAAGGAGUCAUCCAUGGAUCUGCAUGGAGACAGCGCCAACCUGACUGUGCGGGUUCUCAUCGCUCUGGUCUACCUGGUGGUGUGUGUCCUGGGGCUUGUGGGUAACCUCCUGGCCCUCUUCCUGCUCCACUCCCGCCGCCGAGGCCACCACCACUCGGCCAUCGACUGCUUCGUGAUGGGCCUGACCAUCACCGACCUGCAGUUCGUCCUCACCCUGCCCUUCUGGGCCGUGGACACGGUGCUGGACUUCCGCUGGCCCUUCGGCCGGGUCAUGUGCAAGAUCGUGAGCUCGGUCACCACCAUGAACAUGUACGCCAGCGUUUUCUUCCUCACCGCCAUGAGCAUGACCCGUUACCACUCCUUGGUUACCUCCCUGAAAAUGGGCAGCCCCAGAGCCGCCACGGCCCGGGCCAAGUGGGCCAGCUCCGCCAUUUGGGUGGUGUCCCUGGUGGCCACACUGCCCCACGCGAUCUACUCCACCACAGUUCAGGUGUCUGCAGACGACGAGCUGUGCUUAGUUCGCUUUUCAGACUCCGACUCGGGCCACUGGGAUCCCCAAGUCUUGUUAGGGCUCUACCAAACGCAGAAGGUUCUCCUGGGCUUUGUAGUCCCCCUGAUCAUCAUCACUGUGUGCUACCUCCUCCUGCUGAGGUUCAUCCUGAGCCGGCGGAUCAUUGGCAGCUCUGUAGGCGGCGUCGGCACCGACAGGUCAGAGUACGAGAGAGGACGCCACCGCUCCCGCUCCAAAGUCACCCGCUCGGUCACCAUCGUCGUCCUGUCCUUCUUCAUCUGCUGGCUCCCCAACCAAGCCCUCACCCUGUGGGGGGUGCUGAUCAAGUUUGACUUGGUGCCCUUCAGCAAGGCCUUCUACAACGCUCAGGCCUAUGCCUUUCCCCUGACUGUGUGUCUCGCUCACGCCAACAGCUGCCUCAACCCGGUGCUCUACUGCCUGAUCCGCAGAGAGUACCGAGCUGGGCUGAAGGACCUGCUUCUGAGAGUGUCCCGGGCCGUCCAUAACGUUCUGUCUUUGGCUCUGAGAGGGAGACGAGUGGAGGAGGCACCACCCAGCUCUGUCAUGAUACACAAGGACAUCAAUAUGUGAUUUGUUCUGGACAGCUCUGGAAAGACUGCAAGCUUUCUUUUUGUACAGUAAAUAUAUACAACAAGCAACCAAAACAGAGUAUUUAUUAAUAAAGUUUAGGGUUUCACAGGGUGCAUUUUGUUAUUUUUGGCAGAACCASGUGAACUGUUUGUUCUGUUCCCAGCUCAUUAUAUUGAAUAUUUAUUUAAUGUGAAAGUUUGAGCCAUCGAAAUGUGAUUGUCUGAUCAAAAUUAUUUGAACAAAGUGGCAUAAAUGUCAUACUUUUUAGGCUAUUCAACCUUUAUUCCAUGGAAAAGUGAGAAAACCAAGAUAAACCGGGGGGGAUAAAGCAAAUACUUCUGCCAGCUGGGAAUGAUUUCAUGACCAGUUAACCAUUUUUCCAAUUGUGAGCAAUAACUGGUGAUAGAUGGCAACAAACAAUCCUUUAGCAACAUAUUUAUUUAUAAGAGCUUUACUGCUGCUUUUCUUAUAUUUAUGAGAGGCUGCCAUGUUGGAUUCUGACGUCAAAGCUGAAGUUCUUCUGACUGUUUGAAUUGGAAAUCAAACUCCAGGAAGGAUUGUAGUUGGUUCAUAAAUGGCUGCCUUGUUGCUUUAAGAAAUCCUUUCAAAUCAGUGUUGUGAUUCCAUGGAGGACUUCACUGAUGGUUCAUGUGGACCAAAUAAACCAGAUGAGUCAAUUGAUGGGUUUUCUUUAAAAAAUGGGUCAAUCUAAACCAGUUUUUGCACUUUAUGAGACUAAUGCUUAGAAUAUAUUGCCUUUGGCAGCACAGUAGGAAACAAACACUUUAUUAUAAUUAUUUACCUGGUGUGUCAUUAACUAAAUCUUCAUGAUGACAGCCAAUUACAAAUUCAAAUAGAUAAAUACAGAGACAGAGCGAUUAUUAUUUAAUUACAGCAACACAAUUUGGUCCAAAUUCCUCCACAUGGUGGUUCAAACACAAAAGUUGUCGAGUAAAGGGCUAUGAUUUUGGUUAUGAGCAAAUUUUAGUUAUAUUUGUAGAGGAAACAAAGCAAUGUUUCAUUGUCUGAUUUAUGUUUACUUUCUGUUUUGGAGGAAACCAAAGACAAAUCAUUUUGUCAAGCCAUCAUCAGAUGUGAUAGUAACAAACAAACUCUGGAUUAAAGAGGUUUUUUUUCUUG
This is a messenger RNA of Austrofundulus limnaeus, 3172 nucleotides long. Its product is annotated as relaxin-3 receptor 1. The record is from RefSeq and is a predicted model, not a curated record. Bases 776 to 2032 code for a protein of 418 amino acids. The transcript is spliced from 3 exons. Gene Ontology annotation, cellular component: membrane; external side of plasma membrane. Gene Ontology annotation, molecular function: C-C chemokine receptor activity; C-C chemokine binding. Gene Ontology annotation, biological process: cell chemotaxis; calcium-mediated signaling; G protein-coupled receptor signaling pathway. NCBI's taxonomy places the organism in Eukaryota, Metazoa, Chordata, Actinopteri, Cyprinodontiformes, Rivulidae.